This is a messenger RNA of Mytilus trossulus (common blue mussel), 677 nucleotides long. Its product is annotated as netrin receptor UNC5A-like. The coding region runs from base 1 to 510 and encodes 169 amino acids. The record is from RefSeq and is a predicted model, not a curated record. The transcript is spliced from 4 exons. Lineage: Eukaryota; Metazoa; Mollusca; Bivalvia; Mytilida; Mytilidae.
AUGCUAUCAAGACUCGAUGGCAAUUGGGGUGGAUGGUCUCCCUGGAAUAUCUGUAGUGCAACAUGUGACGGUGGAAUUCAGGAUAGAACUCGGAAAUGUGAAUCCCCUCAGCCAAUCAAUGGAGGGCUUUACUGCAAUGGAACAAUGAUAGACAGUCGUGCAUGUAACAACAUUAAUUGUGAAAUUGAUGGACAGUGGGGGACAUGGCAAGCAUGGGAAGCAUGCAAUACCACCUGUGGGAACGGAACUCAACAAAGAAUACGGAAAUGUGACAGUCCUUCUCCGUAUUUUAAUGGAUCUGAAUGUAUGGGACUUGAUUUCGAUAGUCAGAUUUGCUAUCAAGACAAAUGUCCAGAUGCCCAACUACAGGCAAAUGAGGAUACACCAAACUUCAUCUCACCUGUGAUUCUUGGAAGUGCUGCUGUGGUUUUUAUUGUCAUUACAACCGCCAUAACGUGUAUAUCUUUUUUGUAUUUCGGAGAUUCAGACCGGGUAAAGUUGGUAAAUUGACGUUUAUAUUUGCUCCAGAAGUAAUAUAUUUUCAUUUCAUCGAGAUGCCAAACAAGAAAAGUCAAAAUUUGUAGUAAUACAAAGCUUAAGGCGUUUUAAAAUACAUAAUCAAAUGUGUACUAAUACACAGUCAAUGGUGUACUCAUACAUAGUCACAGGUGAACUCA